AACAAUUGGUAUUAGAGCUAAGGCUCCAAUUUGAAGAUUUAACCACCUAGGAGUUUAUCAGGGAUGGCUCAAUUUCAAGCUACUACACCACCUGAAGGGGUUUCUACUACCAAGCCUCCUUUCUAUGGUGGUUCUAACUAUAAUUAUUGGAAAAAUGGGAUGAAGGUCUUCAUGUUUGCUAAUGAACCUAAGGCAUGGCUUGUGACUAUGAAUGGUCCAUAUAUGCCAAUGAAAGUUGUUGGAGAAAUUGAAGUGCCAAAGGAAGAAAUUGAAUGGAAUGAUGAAAACUUGGACAGGACUAAGAUCAACAACAAAGCAAGCAAUAUGCUUCAAUCUGUUGUCAAUCCAACGAAAUUUAAAAGAACAUUUGGGUGUGAUACAACUAAGGAGAUUGGGACAUGUUGGAUACAACACAUGAAGGGACAAAUCAAAUUUAAUAAUAUAGUCACGAAUCUCAAAGCUCUUGGAAAGGUAUAUCCUACUAAAGAAUCGGUGAGGAAGAUCUUUAAAAGCUUGCCUAAGAGUUGCGAAGCUAAGAAGAUAGCAAUUGAAGAGGCCAAAAAUAUUAACACUCUCAAGCUUGAUGAGCUUAUUGGAUCUUUGAUGACAUAUGAGAUUGAUACUCAAAAUGAUGUUGAAGUUGAGGUGGUUGAGAAAAAGAAGAAUGCUGCAUUCAAAGUUAACAAACAAAAAGAAGAAAAUGAAGAUGAUGCUAGUGAUGGUGAAGAUGAUGCUAGUGAUGGUGAAGACAUCACCACCUUGGUGUUGGUGAAGACAUCACCACCUUGGUGUUGGUGAAGACAUCGCCACCUCGGUGUUGGUGAUGUUGCUCGACUUUGCCAAAAAGAGCUGGGUGGUGAAGAUGUAAAAGUGAACAUGAUUCCCAAAACAUUACCUUUUGAUGCUAACCUAGAGCUUGAAAUCCCAUGAGAGAUUAACCAAAGAUGCUAUUUUAGUCUCCAUUAGCAACCUACAGCCAUAUUCAAUGCAAAGGUGGCUACACAAGCUACGUUGUAUUGGGAACUGCUGAAAAGGUUACCUUCUACUUGGAGAAUCCUCAAAAAAUCCUACACAGACCU
Messenger RNA from Rubroshorea leprosula, 1079 nucleotides. The record is from the annotation of a GenBank genome assembly. NCBI's taxonomy places the organism in Eukaryota, Viridiplantae, Streptophyta, Magnoliopsida, Malvales, Dipterocarpaceae.